Messenger RNA from Ambispora leptoticha, 816 nucleotides. The record is from the annotation of a GenBank genome assembly. NCBI's taxonomy places the organism in Eukaryota, Fungi, Glomeromycota, Glomeromycetes, Archaeosporales, Ambisporaceae.
AUGGUUGCGAUGUUGAAAUUACGAGUUAUCUCUAACGAACAGGAAGCAUCUCCCACAAAAGAUAUUUUGCCAUCCUCAGCUUGUUCAGAAUUACCCGUAAUUUCUCAGCCAGAGACUGGCUCACGCCAAUCAUCUGCUUCAACUAUUGAAACUUACUCUGAUAAAGAAAAUGAUAUAGGUUCCGUGGAAACGAAUUUUAACAAUACCCCAUCCAAAAAUAUAAUGUCACGUGCAUUGAUCCGACUCUAUCCGACACAUCCGCACGUACAAUAUCAGAAUUACAUUCAAUUAGAGUUACGAGAAAUUGGUUCGAUGGCUACUUGGUCACUAUCGAGUUGGAAACCAGGUAAUGGAGUAGAAAAUUUGCGUGACGAAAAUAAUAUGACUUAUUGGCAAUCAGAUGGUACCCAACCACAUCUUAUCAAUAUUCAAUUCCCCAAGAAAGUCUAUGUGACGCAAAUCUCUUUGUAUGUUGAUUACAAAAACGAUGAAAGUUAUACACCAAAUAAAAUUACCAUUAAGGCUGGAACAACAUUUAGUGAUCUGCAGGAUCUUCGCACUGUUGAACUAUCGGAACCGUCUAAUUGGGUGGAUAUUCAACUUAGCGGUGAUUCAACAUUAAGUCGAAGGAGUAGGCCAGUCGGUGCAUAUCUUUUCCAAGUAAUGAUAAAGUCAAAUCAUCAGAACGGUAAAGAUACUCAUAUUCGGCAGGUCAAAGUGUUUGCUCCAAAAUUACCUACAUUUCCCGAUGACGAUUCAGAUGACGAGAUUCCAUUCUCAACACCCGAAUUUGAGUUUUAUGCUACGAUACGGUGA